UUCGCAUGUUAUUCUAAGGUACACUUAUAUACUUUUUAAAAAAUUAAGAAAUUGAUACUUCUCCGUGACUUCACGCAUUUUUAAAUAUUAGCAGAUGGAUUUACUAAGAUUCUAUAAAAAGUUGUUUAUACACACAUGCUCACCUAUGACGAAAUUAAGAUAUCAUGUAGCCUGUGGGGCCAUUAGUGGAAAAUGAAUAAAUCUCAAAUAUAACCCUGUUAUUAAUAAUAUCAUCAAUUUAAACAUAGACAAUGCGUUCAUUUUUGUUUGUAUCGACUAUCAUUUACGUUGUCCAUGUAAGUGUUAUUCUCAGCCAUGACCCACUCAGAAACGUAGCAUACUCUAAGACAGUUGUCUUAAGUUCCAGAUACCAUCCUAGUCUCUACCCAGGAUCGAAAGCUGUAAAUGGUCUGAUGUCUGACCUUGUUCACACUGCAGAUGAAAAAUCUCCUUGGCUGAGGAUAGAUCUGGGAGCAACCUACCUUAUCCAUGAAAUAGAAGUGUUUGCUAGAUCCGACUGUUGUGAGGAUCAGCUUCAUGACCUUGACGUCAAUGUUGGGGACACUAUCAACGACAUGCAUCUGUGUGGUCACUUCACAGGGCACACUAACUUAGGUGGGCGGGUCGCAGUGUGGUGUCCUCAUAACACCAGAGGGCGAUAUGUACAGAUUCAGAUUGUGGUGGGAAAUUUGAAUUCCUUGACUCCAGCAGAGGUUCUUGUUUGGGGUGUACACGUAAAAUGAACACGGAGGGGCCUAUAUUAAUUUCCCUUCCUUGCAAUUCAGAUAUGUUCUCCAUUAUGAUAAAGCAAUCAUCUACUGAUCUGUGUUUGGUUAUGUUUUUCGUUUAAGUGUUUAAGUAUACCUAUUUACAGUGAAAGUGCGUUAAUUUAUAUUUUGCUAUAGAAAAUAUAGCGAAUAACAUUGGUCUGGUACACAAUAAGAAAUUUCCUUAUUAUUUAUUGCGUUAAUAACUUCAGACGCUUGUUAUUGCCUGUGUAAUGUGUUGUUAUGUACUAAUAGGCA
Magallana angulata is the source of this 1025-nucleotide messenger RNA. Its product is annotated as fucolectin-like. The record is from RefSeq and is a predicted model, not a curated record. The transcript has 2 exons. NCBI's taxonomy places the organism in Eukaryota, Metazoa, Mollusca, Bivalvia, Ostreida, Ostreidae. The coding region runs from base 252 to 743 and encodes 163 amino acids.